GUGGCACGAGAGAGACCAAUAUCAGCCAUUACAGGCUGUCGAAAAACAAGGGAUACAGGAGAGAGGCCAAUAUCAGCCGUCACAGGCUGUUGAAAAACACGGGACACGGGAGAGACAUUUUAGUUCAGAAGAAUGGGCGUUCAGAAUAUUAUUACGGUCGCCUCAUGUCUUCUUCUUGUUGCCUUUACUUCAACAGCGAUCGGUCAGGCCACAUCCGUCUCUGUCAGGCUUGUCGGCGGGAGUCGGGACACGGAAGGGCGCGUGGAGGUGUUCUACAACGACACGUGGGGUACGAUCUGUGACGAUAGCUGGGGUCAGUCUGACGCGAUAGUUAUCUGCAGAAUGCUGCUCCACACAGGCAAUGUGGCAGCUCACGGUCAAGGCUUCUACGGCGUCGGGGGCGGUCCAAUCUGGCUUGACGACGUGGUGUGUACCGGGCGGGAGCCGACAAUAGCCCACUGUGGACAUCGAAUGUGGGGCACGAGUAACUGCCAUCACUCCGAGGACGCAGGGGUCGACUGUGACACAGAUGCGUUGGCGAAGCUUCCGGUUCGUCUCGUUGGGGGUAAUCACACAAACGAGGGUCGCGUGGAGAUUCAGUUUAACAACACCUGGGGGAGCGUCUGUGACGACAGCUUCGAUCUGAGGGACGCUGCUGUUGUCUGUAACCAACUUAACUUCAACGACUCUAUUGCCAUUCCCAUUACGGACGGACGUUACGGGCCAAGCACCGGGCCAAUAUGGUUGGAUGACGUCGCGUGUAAGGGUAACGAGGCCGGCCUCGGGAUUUGCCGAGCCAGGAAGUGGGCCCACAGCAACUGUGAUCACACCGAGGAUGUCGGGGUGGCAUGUCAGCAACCCAGCAGCGAAGCUGACGUUAAAAUCCGAUUGGCUGCUGGCAUUACCCAGUACGAAGGCCGCGUGGAGAUUUUUUACAGCGGUGUUUGGGGCACUGUUUGUGAUGACGGCUUCGGCGUACCGGAAGCAUCUGUAGCCUGUAGAAUGGCAGGAUUAACUGGCGGAGAGAUACUGAGUCAUCGAUUAGCAGGUCCAAGCAUACCGAUCUGGUUAGACGAUGUGGAAUGCACCGGAAAUGAAACAUCAUUGGUUGACUGUGUUCACAAACCAUGGCUAACCGCGAACUGUGACCACAGAGAGGAUGUAUCCAUACGUUGUGAGCCCGCUCAGCCGACGUCCAUCCAGGUGCGACUUGCCGGGGGUCAGAACAGUUUUGAGGGUCGUGUUGAGGUUUUACAUAACGGCACGUGGGGUACUGUGUGUGACGACCUCUGGAGUGUGGAGGACGCCACCGUGGUCUGCAGGAUGCUCCAUCUAUCGACGUCCGGAGCUAUUGCCCUGAAGAACGGUUUCCCGGGGGGUAGUGGACAGAUCUGGCUAGACGACAUGAAGUGUUUAGGGACGGAAACAUCCCUGGGGGAGUGCCCGUUCCCGGGUUGGGGAACCCACGACUGUGACCACUCGGAGGAUGCUGGGGUACGCUGUCAAGGAGCUGGCAUUGUCACCGCUAACGUCAGUGUGCGUCUAGUGGGCGGGGACUCUCAUGUGGGACGUGUUGAGGUGUUACAUAACAACGUUUGGGGCACUGUUUGUGAUGAUUACUUUGACGUGAAGGACGCGCAGGUCGUCUGCAGAAUGCUCGGCUUUCCAACGUUCGGAGCUGAGGCGUUCUCCAAGUCACGGUACGGCCGAGGGACUGGACCCAUUCUCCUGGAUGAUAUGGCUUGUAAUGGGGCGGAGCUCUCCCUAGACUUGUGUCGGCACGCCUCCUGGGGACAUAAUAACUGUGAUCACUCGGAGGACGUCUCCGUCAGGUGCCCAGGUGGGACAGUGCAGCCCCCUAUCGGUGUUCGCCUCGUGGGGGGAUCGACUCGAGCCGAGGGGAGACUUGAGAUCCAGCAUGGCGGUUCAUGGGGAACAAUUUGUGACGACCUAUGGACAACGAGGAACGCUCAGGUCGUCUGUAGGAUGUUAGGUCUCCCCUGGGCUGGAGCUGAGCCGCGGUUUGAAUCCUUCUUCGGGCAAGGUACGGGUCAGAUUCUGUUGGAUCAAGUGUCUUGUACCGGAAACGAGACCAGCUUGACGGACUGCAGCCAUGCUAGCUGGGGACACAACGACUGUGACCACUCGGAGGAUGUGGGCGUGGUUUGUCAAGCACUGCAGCGUGUGCGCGUGCGUUUGUCGGCGGGCUCAACCACGUCUCAGGGUCGCGUGGAGAUCUACUACAACGCCACCUGGGGGACGAUCUGCGACACGGGCUUUGGUAACGAGGAGGCCGCCGUCAUUUGUCGCAUGCUCGGAUUUUAUCAACCGGGGGCCCUUCCUUUGGCCAAGUCGUACCACGGGCGAGGCUCAGGACCGGUAUUCUUUGAGGACGUACAAUGUACGGGCGAUGAGAGGAACAUUCUACAGUGUGCUCACAAGGGCCUUGGCACGGUCACCAACUCAGCGUGCCGCAGUCAUGCGCGAGACGCUGGAGUUCAGUGUAACCCAGCGGCUGUCCAGAUUCGCCUUCAGAACGGUAACAACAGGAGUGGAAGAGUUGAAUUGAACGUAGUGGGGAGCUGGGGCACUGUGUGUGACGAUGGCUUUACAUCUGGGGCGGCGUCUGUAGUCUGCCGGAUGCUAAACCUAAACCCAGUGGGAGCCACUGCUAAGAGAGGGGGUUUCUUUGGGCGCGGUACAGGCAAGAUAACGCUAGAUGACGUGCAUUGCCGUGGUAACGAGACGUCCUUGUUUGACUGCAGCCACGCCACGCUCUACGUACAUAACUGUGGACACUCAGAAGAUGUGGGCGUGGUCUGCGGCCCGGGCCCACAAACCACCAACUCCAAAGUGCGUCUGGUGGGUGGAACAAAUCCUAACGAAGGCCGUGUGGAAAUCUUUUACAACAACACCUGGGGGACAGUGUGUGACGAUUCCUUCACCGAUCUCAAUGCCAAGGUCGUCUGUAACUGGCUUAACAUUAAAACAGUGAAGUCGGUGGCUGAGGGGAAGGCUCUGUUCGGUCGAGGAUCAGGAAGCAUCAUUCUAGACGAUGUCAGGUGCUCUGGAAACGAGACGGAUUUGUUUCAUUGUCGUCACCCACCUCCCUAUGUCAACAACUGUGGUCACUCGGAAGACGCGGGGGUUAGGUGCUUGACAGCUGAGAUGUUGAACAUACCAGUCCGCCUAGUCAACGGUACUGACUCACAUUCAGGCCGCGUUGAGGUGUUCUACAACAACAGCUGGGGGACAGUAUGUGACGACAACUGGGGUACCAAUGAGGCCAAAACGGUCUGCAGAAAACUUGGACUGGAAACACGCUUUGCUGUUCCCAUCCCGAAUGCGUAUUUCGGACAGGGUCGGGGUCAAAUCGUGUUGGAUGACGUGGAAUGUAACGGUACGGAAGCCUCUGUUACUUACUGUGAUCACAAGCGGAUGGGAACGUCGGACUGCGAGCACUACGAAGAUGCUGGCGUCCUCUGUCUAGCCGGGGCUGGAAGCUCCACGGUAAAGGUGCGGCUAGCCGGUGGGCUGUCUUACAACCAGGGGAGGGUCGAAGUGCUCUAUAACGGCAUCUGGGGGACUAUCAGUGACGACAGCUUCGACAACCGAGAGGCCGAGGUCAUCUGUAGAAUGCUUGGAUAUCAUAGAGGAGGGACUGUAUUGCGCGGGUCUAGCGUGGGCAGUGGGCGUGGUCCUAUCUGGCUGGAUGACCUCUAUGUAUUGCGCGGGUCUAGCGUGGGCAGUGGGCGUGGUCCUAUCUGGCUGGAUGACCUCUACUGUGUCGGCAACGAAACAAACAUCAGUGACUGUCGGCGGAAACAGGAGUGGGGCGAAACAGACGUGUCGCGAGGUCACAACGAGGACGUUGGGGUGCGGUGCAACAAAGAUUUACAGUUCAACUUCACAGUUCGUCUCGUGAACGGUCCGUCGCAGUACGAAGGUCGCGUGGAAUUGUCCUACUCGAACCAAUCAGGAACUGUGUGUGACGAUGCGUGGGACAAUGCGGACGCCGCCGUCGUGUGCAGCAUGCUUGGAUUUGGAACGGACGGUGCCACGGCUAUACAGGGAACCAUAUACGGUCAAGGUAACGGGUCAAUCCUUCUGGACCAGGUGCAGUGUGUGGGGACGGAAGCUAACCUAGCGGCGUGCCGGUCUAAUCCCUUGGGUGAUCAUGAUUGUGACCACACGGAGGACGCCGGAGUCAGGUGUAACCCAGCGAAUCGUAUAGAGACAAACAUCAAGAUUCGACUGUCGAACGGUCCUGACAGCAACUCUGGUCGUGUGGAGGUCUCCUAUAACAAUACUUGGGGAACGAUCUGCGAUGAUUCUUGGUCAAGUCUCGAUGCUCAGGUCGUCUGCCGAAUGCUGAAUAAACCCAGUGCUGGAGCUAUAGCCCGGGUAAACGCAGCAUUUGGUCGGGGCACUGGUCAGAUCUGGUUGGACGAUGUACACUGUGCGGGCACGGAGGCCAGUCUAACCCUGUGCCCUCAUUCCCCCUGGGGGAGGAACAAUUGCGGGCAUCAGGAGGACGCGGGAGUGAUCUGCGCAGGUGCAGUGGCCUCACAAACAGUGAGACUGGUUGGCAGAACACCGUGGGAAGGUCGAUUGGAGAUUUUCUACCAGAACAGAUGGGGGACGGUAUGUGAUGACAGUUUCGGCACAGAAGAGGCUGCCGUCGUUUGUCGAUCUCUGGGAUACGCCGUGUCGGGAGCCUACGCUCGACCCAAGGCCUAUUACGGCGCUGGCUCUGGCACUAUCCUUCUCGAUGACGUGGUAUGUCGUGGCACGGAGACGCACAUUGAGCUUUGUCGCCACAGCCAUUUCGGCACUAACAACUGUAACCAUAACGAGGACGUGGGCGUGGUUUGCCCAGCGGGUGCCUCAAACACAACCAGUUCUAACGAGACACUUGUGAGACUUGUAAAUGGUCCCACCCCGAAUCAAGGUCGUGUGGAAGUCAAGGUCAGUGGGAGGUGGGGCACCGUCUGCGAUGACCUUUUCACCUCCGUGGACGCGGGCGUUGUAUGCGUCAUGUUGGGUUUCCAGAGAGAUGGAGCGGUGGCCAAACCUGUAGCCCGUCCGUUCGGUAGAGGGUCGGGUCCCAUCUGGAUAGACGACACAAGCUGUACCGGACGGGAGAGUAGCAUAUUCGAGUGUCAAUUCAAACCCCUAGGGCAGUCCAACUGUGAUCAUGGCGAAGAUGUUGGCGUCGUCUGUGUGUCAGGUGGCGUUAGUCUACGACUCGCUGGUGGACCCAAUCAGAAUGAAGGGCGGUUAGAACUGCAAGUGAACGGCACGUGGGGGACGAUCUGUGAUGACAGCUUCGGUACAACGGACGCCCAGGUGGCCUGUAGAAUGAUGGGUUUUCCCUAUCUUGGAGCGAGGUUUUUCGGGAAGGCUCGUUACGGAAUGGGAACUGGGCCGAUCUGGUUGGAUGACCUGAGGUGUGUAGGGAGGGAGACAACUCUAUUGGAUUGUGGCAGUCGAGGACUUGGGCACCACAACUGUCAUCACACCGAGGACGUAGGGGUCUUGUGCACAGACAACGGAGUCACCACCCUGGAACCCACACGUCGCACCUUUACCACGGCCAUCCCUACCCCAGACCCUACCCGCGUCUUUGUGCGUCUAACAGGCGGGCCCACGGCCUAUGAGGGACGUGUCGAGGUGUACUACGGAGGCGUGUUCGGUACAAUCUGUGACCACUCCUGGAGCACUGGUGAUGCCAACGUCGUCUGUGGGAUGCUGGGAUACGACCGGACGAGCGCCGUGGCCAUCACUGGUGCGGGGUACGGUCAGGGGACCGGUCGCAUAUGGCUGGACAACGUCCAGUGUAACGGUAACGAGAAUCAUGUGGCACGGUGUCGCUCUACUGGCUGGCAUGUUCACAACUGUGGUCAUCAAAACGACGCUGGAGUCAAAUGCACCUCUGAUGUACGUCCAGACAACUUUAUCGUGGUGAUUACACGUACCAAUCCGUCAAUCAUCCGCAUGGAUCUAACAACGUACAGCUACGUGACCAUCCCACAUGACGCCCAUAGCAACCCGUUCGGCAUCGCCUACGACCCAAUUGAGGCGCGGGUGUUCUGGACGGACGUCGGCGUACGCCAGAUCAGGAGCUCGAACCUGGACGGGACAGAGAAGAAGACGGUUACACAGCUGGGCACAGGUGCUCAACCGGAAGGGAUAGCCGUGGACUCAUUUUCUCGGACUCUGUACUACACGGACAGAAGCCGUAAUCUGAUUGGGUUAAUGACACUCGAUGGUCAAGUUCACAAAUCUCUGAUAACUAGCGGGCUUCGGGACCCACGGGGGAUUGCCGUCCACCCUCAACAAGGAAUUAUGUUUUGGACAGACUGGGGUUACCAUCCCAAAAUUGAGACAAGUAACAUGGACGGAACAGAUCGCCUGUCCAUUGUGUCGUCUAGUCUGAGAUGGCCAAAUGAUAUUACCAUUGGCUACCAAGAACGCAAGAUCUACUGGUGCGAUGCUGGAAUGAGGCGUAUAGAGUCCGCGGAUUUUGAUGGCAGGAACCGUCAUAUAUUGCUAACCGAGAGCAGGACAGCCUCCUAUCUGGGCCUGGCAUUGGACAGACAGUACCUGUACUAUACUGACAGUAACCUUAGAAACAUAAUGAAGCUGUCUAAGUCAGGGGGACGUCCCACGCCUAUCGGACCCGCCACUUUUGUUCGACUUGCCGGAAUAGCGCUACACAAAUCUGGUUUUGAUCCUUCAGGAACAAACGCGUGUUCACAGGGGAAAGGCGGCUGUGCGUUUCUCUGUGUCCCGACCCCCGGGAACGGCAAGAUGUGCUUGUGUCCCGACGGACUGACUCUACAAGCGGAUGGGGUUUCCUGCAGCAAAAAUGUCCCGUGCUCUCCGCUAGCCGCUCCUACCCACGGCCAUUUGUCUCCAGCAAACUGUACCACACGGCGGGCCGCACUUGGCACCGUCUGCUCGGCUUCAUGUGACACAGGUUUCACGCUAAAUGGUCACAACAAAGUCACGUGUCUGGACAACGGUCAGUGGAGCACCUAUGGCAGUUCUCUUACCUGUGCAGACACCCAGCCCCCAACGGUGACCUGUCCUGGGGACAUGACUGUCACGGCUGACAGGGGUUCGCUCCUAGCCAUUGCCCGCUGGAGUGACCCCACAGUUACGGACAACUCAGGGACAGCAGUGAAAGUUGUCCAGAGCCAGCAGUCUCCGGCGACGCUACCAGAGGGUCCGCACACGGUGUUUGUCACAGCCACGGACACCAGCGGCCAUACUAGCUCCUGUAGCUUUACCAUCAAAGCCCGAGUAAUAAGAUGCCCUCAGUUAACGCUCCCCGCACAUGCCUACUUGACCACGUCCUGUCCGAAUAAUUAUGGCGCUACCUGCCCUCUGCAGUGCCAGGACGGUUACAGAGCAGCCAGCCAAUCAGGACCGUUACAGGCGUCAUGUGACCUCACCAAUGACAACAAUCCAAAAUGGACUGUGUCUAUCAACUGCCAAGCCGUGACUUGUUCCGCCUUAACUGCCUCUGCACACGCCUCCAUAUCCGGAUGUACCAGCCCAUACAAGGUUGGGUCCGUGUGUUCACAGGUCUGUACCAACGGAUACACACAGACGGCCGGAUCAUUGUCUCGACAGUGUCUACAGGAUGGCAGCUGGAGCGGACAAGACAUUGUCUGUACAGAAACUGUGACCUGCAGUGGUCUGUCCGCCCCUCAAAACGGGGGACUUCUCUGUCAGCCUCCCUACAACGUGGGAAAUAUCUGCACACAGACCUGCAAUGCCGGAUUUGCCGCCAAAGGAGGGCAUCCUGUUCGCCAGUGUCUGACUUCCGGUCAAUGGAGCGGGAACGCCAUCAGCUGUGUUAAAGGAAAGGCGUGCCCUGCCCUGCCUGCCAUCGCCAAUGGUCACGUGAGUGGAUGCAAAGCACCGUUUACCGUGGGUGCGACCUGUUCCCAAGAAUGCUUGGGCGGAUUUGUCAUGAACGGUGGUACCCUCACCCGUCAGUGUCUAGCGGACGGCACAUGGAGUGGAAAACCACUUAGCUGCAGUAAAGCCACCACUUGCCCACUGGCGGAUUCACCAAUCAAUGGCAAGCUGUGGGGCUGUGGGGCGGGAUCUGCUGUUAAGGCGACCUGCCUGCAAAUGUGUAAGAAGGGAUUUGAGGUUGUCUCUGGCACCCCUAUCAGGCAGUGUACACCUGGUGGAACUUGGAAUGGCCAGAGACUCAACUGUACCAAAAUUGUAUCCAACAGAGGUGCCUCCACGAACCAGUCCCGGACGAGCGCUCAGACGGACGGUAAACCAACAGGCCCCGCGGGCGGUAAACCAACAGGCCCCGCGGGCGGUAGUGACAACACGCCAGCCGUCAUCAUCCUUGCCGUCCUCGUCUCUCUCCUCAUUGUCGCCAGCGUCAUCGCCGGAUUGUACUACUUUAAACGGAAAUCAACCAUGAAAGCGAUCAGCAGUGCUAGCAUCAGCCAGUCCAGCGGGUCUCGGGCCUUCGAGAUGGAGCCAGGCGGUGGGCUGUACAAUCCGACCUUCAGAUGAACAACUCAAGUCUUACAUGCAAUAACACUGGAUGAAAUGUUACUAUACUUCAAAGUCUUAUUUAAAAUAUAUUUGUACUGAAAUCAACUUUUUUCCCACGAAAAGACCUAGUUUAUACACAGUGACGAAAUAUAAGCUUGGAUGCUCUUAACUAUAUUUCUUCCAAGCUCGAGCCCGCAAGCAACAACACCACAAGAACAGAUCACAGUAUCUACAAAAUUGAUCUCUUUUCCUUGUGUGUUAAGCAUUAUUUACUUAUGGUUAAUAUAUAUUCAAAUCUGUUAAUAUCAGGUUUAUUCUGGUGAUAAAGAACAUAAAUGCCAGCCAGGGUACAGGUACAAGAGUUUUGCCUUUAUGUUGUACCAUAUCUAGGUUCCAGUUGAUUUUGUUGGACAUUUUUGUAUUUUGUAUUUGUUGCAUCAAAGGGAA
Messenger RNA from Liolophura sinensis, 8982 nucleotides. Its product is annotated as deleted in malignant brain tumors 1 protein-like. Gene Ontology annotation, molecular function: G protein-coupled receptor activity. The record is from RefSeq and is a predicted model, not a curated record. The transcript has 50 exons. Gene Ontology annotation, cellular component: membrane. NCBI's taxonomy places the organism in Eukaryota, Metazoa, Mollusca, Polyplacophora, Chitonida, Chitonidae. Bases 133 to 8553 code for a protein of 2806 amino acids.